Nicrophorus vespilloides is the source of this 2012-nucleotide messenger RNA. Its product is annotated as UDP-glucuronosyltransferase 2B15-like. The record is from RefSeq and is a predicted model, not a curated record. Bases 294 to 2012 code for a protein of 572 amino acids. Gene Ontology annotation, molecular function: UDP-glycosyltransferase activity. NCBI's taxonomy places the organism in Eukaryota, Metazoa, Arthropoda, Insecta, Coleoptera, Silphidae. The transcript is spliced from 8 exons.
UUAAUAAAAACCAUGUCUGGCGAAAUUGCGCAAGACGCGUAAGCCAAGUGAAGUGUGGAGAGGAAAAGAAUAAGUUAUUAUUGGCUUUGUCCGAAAAAUGUUCGUGUCGAUUUUUUAGAAGAAUUCUUCUUCUUCUUUUAAACCUCCACUCCCUUCAUUUAGCUUGUGUCAAUCACAAUUUCGCCAGCUAUCGCUGUGGAUGUGUAUUAUAUAAGGAUUUGAAAUUAUUUCUGGAUGAAGCGAAGGAGGAACUAUUUUAUUUUAGCUUGGGCUCUAACUUUAAAAGCAAAGACAUGGCGCAGGAAACGCAUGAAGUUAUUAUGAAAACAUUUGAAAAACUUCCGUACAAAAUCAUUUGGAAAUUCGAGUCUGAAAGUUUACCUGGAAAACCCGACAACGUGAGAAUCCUUAAAUGGGUACCUCAGCAGGACAUAGAAACGUUAAAUUAUUUAUCAGUCAAUGCGGAUUUCAAUCUUCAGAGGACGGCAUUUAUAAUCUAUUUUCGUUUAUUAUUGAUGGUGGCAUUCUUAGGUGAUGCCGCAAGGAUUUUGGGCAUAUUUCCCACUCCUUCAUACAGUCAUCAAAUAGUGUAUCUUCCUAUCAUGAAAGAAUUAGCAAAAAGAGGACACGAAGUUGUUAUAAUAACAACCGACCCUAUGGAAGGGGAGAUACAAAAUUUAAAGCAAAUUGACGUAAGUUAUGCCUACCAAUUUUCUAAGAAACUUAACGUGACACAGAUGAUAUACGAGAAUAAUAGAAAUCCUUUCAAAUUUAUUAAUGAUUUGAUGGACUUGUUCAGUGACACAGUCAUUAAAGAGUUAGAACAUCCUGAAAUACAAUCAAUAAUUGCUAAUGAAAAUGAACAUUUCGAUCUCCUGAUGGUUGAGUACAUGUUCCCAACGUUCCUCGCUUUCAAGCAUCGAUUCAACUGUUCCAUGAUUGGUUUAACAUCGUUGGAUUCCUCUUAUUAUGGUCACGUCGCAGUCGGAAAUCCAGUUCAUGCCGUUUUAUACCCCGACGCUGUUAUGCAAUUUCAAACACAAAAAUUAAAUUUUUUUGAGAGGUUGCAAAGUUUCAUAUUUGAGCAAUUUAUGAACUAUUACAUCGAAUACAUAACCAAUCCUACACAGGAAGCGACAAUAGCCAAGUAUUUUGGGAAUAACUAUCCUUCUCUACCGGAGCUUAUAGCUUCAAUAGAUAUGCUUUUCAUAAACGUCAAUUACAUCCUACACUCUAUAAGACCGUUGACACCAGCCACCGUUGCCAUUGGUCCGUUCAUCCAAAUAAAACCACCCAAGGAUUUGCCAGAAGAUUUGAAAUUAUUUUUGGAUGAAGCGAAAGAGGGAGUAAUUUAUUUUAGUUUAGGUACGAACGUUAAAAGCAAAGAUUUAGCGCAGGUCACGCGUGACGUUAUUAUGAAAACUUUUGCAAAACUGCCGUAUAAAAUCCUUUGGAAAUUCGAAUCUGAAAAACUACCUGGACAACCAGACAACGUGAAAAUCGUCAAGUGGGCACCGCAGCAGGAUAUCUUAAGACAUAAAAACGUUAAAUUAUUUAUUAGCCAAUGCGGAUUGCAAUCUUCAGAGGAAGCACUUUACUAUCAAGUACCAAUUCUGGGUUUGCCAUUUUUUGCAGAUCAAAUAAGUAAUGCCUACAAAUUAGAUAUAAACGGAUUAGGUUUAUCUUUGAAUUAUAAAGAAUUAACCAUCGAAAAAUUUGCAUUUAGUAUUAACGAACUAAUUGAUAAUCCCAAGGAGAUUUCAAAUUUACUUAAGGAUCAACCUAUGUCAAGUUUAGAGAGAGCCGUUUGGUGGACAGAGUACGUCUUGAGGAACAAAGGAGCGCAACACUUGAAAGGCAACGCCGUUCAUAUUCCUACAUAUCAAUAUUUAUACUUGGAUAUAAUUGCUAUAUUAUUUAUACUAGUCUCAGUUAUUUACUUCUCUACCAUCACCGCUUUCGUUCCAUAUUAUGAACAUCAAUUUUUCUUCGCCAGUGAUUAUCCGUUUUAA